GCUCGCGGUGAGUCGCAGUCAAGAAGCAGAUUUUAAAAGCAGUUUCUCUUCAAAUCAUCUUUCAUACCACCUGAUAAGCAUCUUGAUUCACCAUGGCAUUGGCAGCAGUAAAAUGGGCGAUAUCAAGCAGAACUAUCUUGAAAUAUUUAUUUCCAAUUCAAAAUGGAGCCUUAUAUUGUGUUUGUCAUAAAACUACGUAUUCUUCUCUUCCAGAUGACUAUAAUUGCAAAGUAGAGCUUGCUUUGACAUCUGAUGGCAGGACAAUAGUAUGAUAUCACCCUUCUGUGGACAUUCCAUAUGAACACACAAAACCUAUCCCUCGGCCAGAUCCUGUGCAGAAUAAUGAAGAAACACAUGAUCUAGUGCUGAAAACCAGAUUAGAAGAAAAAGGUGAACACUUAGAGCAAGGACCCAUGAUAGAACAACUUAGCAAAAUGUUCUUUACUACUAAGCACCGUUGGUAUCCUCGUGGACAGUAUCAUAGACGUCGUAGGAAACUGAAUCCUCCAAAAGACAGAUGAUAUUGAGGUUUUCAGGAAUCAAAGAGAAAUGUUAUCCUGCGUCUCAUUUGCCAUUUGAGAAAAUACAAUUGGGUAUAUUCACUAAUAUGUUAUAUAGUAAAAUAAUAAAAUGUCUU
Molecule: messenger RNA, 637 nt
Organism: Balaenoptera musculus (blue whale)
Lineage: Eukaryota; Metazoa; Chordata; Mammalia; Artiodactyla; Balaenopteridae
Product: 39S ribosomal protein L42, mitochondrial-like
Exons: 1
Cellular component (GO): mitochondrial large ribosomal subunit
Source: RefSeq, a predicted model, not a curated record